AUUAAGCAACAGGGGGUGGGACAGACUCUAUUAAACAAGUUCUCGUUCGAAAGUUUCACAGUUUCAACAGGAACUUUGUAGCGACUGUGAGAAUCAUGAACUGCCUCCUCUACUGGAACGUGAUCAUGUUUGCUCUGUACAAAGGCAUUGGGAGUCAGGUCAACUGCGAUGACACUAUAGAGGUUGACGUUGCAGCAGGAGAAAAGCUCACUCUGACGUUGGAGAGAUCUGGAAUCAAAGCGACGUCUUGGACCUAUAAAGGGAAGCAUCUCGCCACAACCAAACCAGAUGAACCCAUUGACGUGAAGAAUCGGAAGCUUGGACCAAGACUGUCCAGUAAACCCGAUGGAUCAUUAAUCAUUAGUCACAUAAUCAGCGACGAUCAGGGAGUCUAUACAGCGGAUGUGCUCGGCAAGGAGGAAAAGUAUGAUUUCACACAAUGUUAUGAUGUCAGAGUGCACAAAAAAUUGUCAUUGGCCAAUAUUGAGAUCAAUCACAGAGUCACAAGGAAUGAAACCUGCACCGUUACUCUAACCUGCACGGUAAAUGGAUCAGAUGUGACCCCUUUCUGGAUUAACUCAAGCGCCGAAGACUUCAAUGCGAACGGCAAUAUUCUUAUUGUCUAUAAGAGCGACCCAAACGCAACCUUCAGCUGUAUGGCAGCUAAUACAGUUAGCAACGUAUCCAGAACUGCCGCUCCAUGGAGAUACUGCCAAGAAGGCGAAAGUGAGAUCCAGAGCAGAGCAGCUGAAAAGUCAUCCUCCUUUGCUUUUAUUUUCAUUUUUGCUGUUGUUAUUAUACUGAUUUGUUUUGUACUCUACUGGAGGAAAAAACCCAUGAAAAGCCCCGAGGGUACAAAAGAUGCAGAAAAGGCAGUGCAAGUAAAUACAGUUUAUGAUGUGGUUAGAAAAGAGGGAAAUGAAGAGAUGCCAGAAGAUGGACAUCAUACUAAGGAUGCUCAGAAAUUUCAUUUUACAUUUUUACCUAAAGCAUGACAAUGUCAGCCUCCCAUCAUUAACUGUCAGCAUCCCAAACAGUAUUUGUCUACUAUCAACUGUCAGCGCACCAAAGAUCUGCCCUCAAUCCUCAGUACACUUACUUCCAAUAACUGCAAAUCCAAGACUUCUGAGCUAAAAGACCUCCAACAUGAGGCAUCACAAACCAGAAGAGGGAUUUUCUACAUUCAUCAACCCAGAUAAUACAGGACUAACCAGUGCCAUCACAUGGGAGGUAGGGAAGGGGCUAUUAAAUCAAAAACUCACAGUACGGAGGAGUUGGAGUUCCAAGACUCAUUAGUGGCACAUAUGGCUCAGCUCAAUCAAGUCAGGCAUAGGGAAUGGUACUUACUGGAUAUACUCGAGUAUAAGCCUAGUUUUUCAGCAUCCAAAAUGCACUGAACUGUGCUUAUACUCGAGUUGG
Molecule: messenger RNA, 1419 nt
Organism: Xenopus tropicalis (tropical clawed frog)
Lineage: Eukaryota; Metazoa; Chordata; Amphibia; Anura; Pipidae
Product: SLAM family member 9
Exons: 6
Coding region: 96-995 (299 amino acids)
Cellular component (GO): membrane
Source: RefSeq, a predicted model, not a curated record